ACUUACGCAGGACAUGCCCCUCUCGCCACCUCGGCCGGUGCACCGUUUCCAAUUCCCCGGCGCCCACCGGCCGCAUCGAACAGGAAAACCUUAGGCUAACCCAGUCCUUCCCUCCAUCCCGACGCGAAAAAUCAAGCCUUUUUCUUUCGUUCAUGGGGUCCAAUGGCCCGGCCUUUCUCCCUCGGAAGGUGAAGGAAGAAGCUUCAAAACAACUCAUCAUCCUGCCAACCCGGCAGCCCUCCCCUCCCCUGCCAUCUCAUUCCACAUACUUUCCUCCGGUCUCGCUCGGCUGCAAGGUUCCAAGAACGUCGAGACCAAGCAAGAUCACGGUUGUCCAUGCUGCGGCCGUAGCCCGUAGGGGUCGUGAUCGAGGAGCAGCCAUGGCGGCGGCGGCGGGCAAGCUGGCGGCCGCGCUCCACCGGAGGACGCACAGGGUCACGUCCGCGCUGGCGUACGCGGUCCUGGAGUGGGUCCUCAUCGCGCUGCUCCUGAUCAACGGGCUGCUCGCCUACGCCAUCGCCAGGUUCGCCGCCUACUUCGGGCUCACGCCACCGUGCCUCCUCUGCUCCAGCGUCGAUCGGCUCUUCCAGGAGGACGGUGGCGAGGCCGGCGGCGUGCGGUGGCUGCGGGGCGUCCUCUGCGGCGCGCACGCCGCGGAGAUCUCCGCGCUGGGGUAUUGCGUCCACCACCGGCGGCUCGUCGGGGCCAGUGGCAUGUGCGAGGGCUGCCUGUCGUCGUGGAAGGAGAUGACAAGCGAUGCAGGGGAGAAAAGCGCCACGGCGUGUUCUUGCUGCAACGGUGUUCUUCGAACUUCUUUGCGCGAGCUGGAGGACAAAAGGGAAGAACAUGCACAGGAGAAGAUAACAGAGGAAGAAGAAGACCAAGGCUACGUUCUGCUGGCUCAAGAAGACCAUGAAGAGGAAGAGGAGGAGCUGAACGAGAUAGAAAUGCAAGAGCAGCAAAGCGAGGUGGAAGGGCAAGAACAACAAGACGAGAAGGUGACCGCUGUUGAAGAUGAGUCCUUAGAAGUCAUGGUUCGGGUCGAAGAGAUCGCGCCCGAGGACGACCGGUUGGUGCCGGUGGUGGCGCUAGAUGAGAUGACGAUCGCCGAUGGUUCGGGUUUGCAUCGGGAUGUUGAAGAGGAGGAGGAUGACACGAAUCGUGUAGAUGAUGAGCAAGAUUCGAGGGAUGUCGACAUCGGAGUGGUUCUGGAGGAGAAGAGGAUUUUGGAUUCUUCGGUUGCAACGCCGGCCGAUGCGAUCGAGGACUCUGCUGUGCUCAUCAGCCCCAUCCCUCGUCCAGAGAUUGUAACAAACCCAUCUGAUCCUGAUCAGAACUCCAUUCCCCACGACGAUGAAGAUGUUCCUGACGAUACUGUUGAAAUAGGAGAUUCCACAACUGAAGAAGAACAUAUCUUGCCUCAAGUCACAGAAGCAGUUUCUGAAGAUGACAACAGAUCAGCAGAAGUGGACACGAACUGCGAGGUAUCAAUCGGAAGCGAUAUAUGCGAACGGGAGCAAGAUGAACACGUCGUCCCAUUUCAAGACUCAGCGCUUGAGGACCUGGUUGCUCCAUUGGCAGCUGCAGAUGAUCAGCCAUUGCCAUUGGAAAUCCUAGCCCAAACUGAGCAAGCAAGUGAAACCGAACAGGAGGAGGUGACCGACGCCACAAGAUUAAACCACCUACCAAAUGAACAGAACGAGGCCGAAGACGACAAGGCACCUGAGACACCGACGUACGGCGUCGCCACACAACGCUCGGACAGAAUGUUUUUGCUCGAGAGGAAACGGUCGCUGUCGUUAUCUUUGGACGGGAGCGUAGCAAGCGAGGUCGAGGGCGGCGAGCCUUCCACCGUGGAUCAGCUGAAAUCGGCGCUGCAGGCCGAGCGAAAGGCGCUCGGCGCGCUGUACGCCGAGCUGGAGGAAGAGCGGAACGCCGCUGCCAUCGCGACCAACCAGACGAUGGCGAUGAUCAACAGGCUGCAAGAGGAGAAGGCGGCGAUGCAGAUGGAGGCGCUGCAGUACCAACGGAUGAUGGAGGAGCAGUCGGAGUACGACCAGGAGGCGCUGCAGCUGCUGAACGAGCUGGUCACCAAGAGGGAGAGGGAGAAGCAGGAGCUGGAGAGGGAACUCGAGCUGUUCAGGCAGAAGGUGCAGCACUACGAGGACAAGGAGAGGAGGAGAACGGCAAGCUUCAAGGCCAAUGGGGUCAGCACCAGCUGCAGUGGCACUUCUGUGUCGUCCAGUGGUGAGGACAGCGACGAACACUCCGAUGACUACUGCGAGCUCGGCGAGUCUCCGCACGACGGCAACAUUCAGAGCUCGUCGGAUGCUGCUCUUAGCUCCAUGACGGGUCAGGAUGGCACGAGGCAUCUAGUGGCCUUGGAUGAUUCGUUGACGUACUUUGAGAUCGAGAGGCUCUCCAUCCUGGAGGAACUCAAGGCCCUGGAGGAGAGGCUCUUCACAUUGGAAGACGACGACAUCAACACCACCAGUGCAGCUGCUGGCCAUUCCUCCGAUGAUAUCGAUUUGUCGGCUGAUGGCCUUCAGUCACCUGAGUAUGGUCUCACCGAUGACAAAGCUAAGUAUCGAGGCAGGACCUCUAUCAGUAGGGGGAAGAGUCUUCUGCCUCUGUUUGAUGCAGUUGGUGAUGAGAACGGUGAUCAAAUGCCAUCUGCAAGGGUAGAAGAGGGAGAAGCCGUUGAUUCGACGACAAAGUCGGUUUCUGUGGUUGCCAAAGAGCAGGAGAGGCUGGCAAUAAUAGAGGAGGUCGAUCAUGUGUAUGAAAGAUUGCAAGCACUGGAGGCGGACAAGGAAUUCCUAAGGCACUGCAUCAAGUCCCUGAAGAAAGGAGAAAAGGGCAUGGACCUUCUUCAGGAGAUCUUGCAGCAUCUUCGCGAUCUCCGCAAUGUGGAACUUCACGUCAAGAAUGCUGGCGAUGCCCUUGCUGCAAAUUCAGCAUAGAAGAUGCUGCUGUAGAUGUGAUUACCCAAGCUUGAUAUUGAUUGAGUUGAUCGGACUUGAUGACUCGAUUGGAAUGAUUCAAGGUACUGCAUUGGUGAUGGUCCCUUUGCAAGAUACUGGCCGAAUUUAAGGGAGGUUCUGCUCAUUUUUGCCUGAGGGCCGCCUGGAAGCAAGCCUCCCUUUUGUGCUGGUCCAGCACUGCCUACUUUUAUGAUUUGUGGUGGUUGUAGGAAUCAUUAGGUCUUUCAAAGCUGCACAAAGCUGAAUCAUGGUGCCAGCUUCUGCGACUGUGAAAAACAAAAGAAAAAGGUUAGUCUGAGUGGAGAUGUGGAGGAUUUUUAUUUUAUUUGUGCCUUUUCCUUUUUUUUGUGGUUAACUUUCAGAUUUGUUUGUGCUGAGGUAGGGGGUGUUGAUGUAUUUGUUGUAUUUUUAUGAGGUUGUAGCUUGUAUGGUUGGUAAGUGCGGUUUGUUCGUUGUUUAUAGCCAGAUUUAUGAUGAAAGAAAGCCUCUUUAUGAUGAAA
Messenger RNA from Phragmites australis (common reed), 3484 nucleotides. RefSeq names its product myosin-binding protein 2-like. The transcript is spliced from 4 exons. Bases 153 to 2963 code for a protein of 936 amino acids. Gene Ontology annotation, molecular function: myosin binding. The record is from RefSeq and is a predicted model, not a curated record. Lineage: Eukaryota; Viridiplantae; Streptophyta; Magnoliopsida; Poales; Poaceae.